Mollisia scopiformis is the source of this 2526-nucleotide messenger RNA. RefSeq lists its product as uncharacterized. Gene Ontology annotation, molecular function: ferric-chelate reductase activity. Gene Ontology annotation, biological process: copper ion import; intracellular iron ion homeostasis; iron ion transport. The coding region runs from base 398 to 2335 and encodes 645 amino acids. The record is from RefSeq and is a predicted model, not a curated record. Gene Ontology annotation, cellular component: plasma membrane. Lineage: Eukaryota; Fungi; Ascomycota; Leotiomycetes; Helotiales; Mollisiaceae. The transcript is spliced from 2 exons.
GAGGGCAUUGUGGCUUGCCAAGAACAACACAAAAUGAAGAAGACUCGCUCUCGCUGAGGAAAAUGGGACCAGACCAGCACUGUCUGACUUGCACGAACGGAUCGAGAUUUCCUGCUGAUAACUUAUCUGGCUGGCUCAACUGCAAAGACAAGGAUUGAUAGUUCAACCCGAAGUCGUGGAAGAAAGUCGAACGGACUUGCCUGUCCUGUCGAGUGCCCCGCCACUUCUGUUAUUGUGCUUGUCACCUGCGUCACUUGGACAUAUCGCACUUUCGACCUUGGAAUUUUCUGUUUGCGCAUCGUCAAGUGGUGAAUUCAGAGAAUGCGCUGCUGGAUAUAGGUGUUGAACUUUGAUCCUUGCAAGACCUUCGCCGUCACAGCCUCGGAACGCCGACAAGAUGGACAUGAGCGGCAUGGAUAUGAGUGGGGGGAUGGAUAGUUCGAGUGAUCCUAUGUUCAGACCCUUCAACCAAGCACUGGCUGAGGACUAUUGGUAUAUUAUUGUUGGCAUACUAGGCUUCAUUGUAUUUUUAAGAGCAGUUGAUUACUAUCAGACUUGGAGUAGAUUACGGAUAUGUCAGACCAGGAAGUCAACAGCAUAUCCAACGAGGGUCAGCAAUCCUCUGAUGCAAGCGUAUGCCACUGCAACAGCCGUCGUGCGGGAAGCCAGUUAUCCACAAUUCCACUUCGGUGGAUGGCUGUCGUGGCUAACUCCUCCUUUAUCAGGACGAGUCAUCAUCAUUGUCAUCUACUGGUCGGUCAUCGCCUACAUGAUGUUCUACAAAGCCUUCGUAGACGAUGCAUAUUAUUGGGAGCGAGUUGGAUUUCGGGGAGCGUGGAUAUCUGUUACACAGGUGCCUCUGGUCUACCUCCUAGCAUCGAAAUCAAGCAUCAUUGGUCACAUUAUUGGAUCUUCACAUGAACGACUCAACUGGUUACAUCGAUGGGUAUCGAGGACACUACUGGUUACGGUGACGAUACAUGGCUCUUUCUUCUUGACAGAAUGGGUACGAGCAGAUUUUGUCGUGUUGGAGCUGAGUAUGAUGCCCAUGGUCAAGUACGGCAUGGGGGCAUGGGCAAUAAUGGUCUGGACAUUCAUCACCUCCUUAUCUCCUAUGCGCAGAAUGGCGUACGAAUUUUUCGUUAUGCAACACAUCGUGUCAGCCGCUAUCAUACUUUGGCUCCUCUGGGUCCAUGUCCCAUCUUAUGCGCAUUACAACAUCUGGUUCGCUAUUGGCGCUAUAUCCUUCGACUGGGUCCUCAGAGGCGUGCUGCUCGUAUUCAGGAACUUGCGUCUGAGGGCUUCAAAGUCUUGCAAUGGCGGACAGAGAAUAGGUCACGAAAUCGAACUCGAAGCCAUCAGUAACGACUUGACAGUACUGAACAUCAAAGACGUUCAUCUCUCAUGGAAACCAGGGCAACAUCUUUACCUCUGGCUACCUUGGCUGGGGCCUCUCGAAUCACACCCCUUCACCAUCGCUAGUCCAUACGACACGAACAACAAAUGCCAUUGCAACGAAAUCCAACUUGCGAUCCGUAAACACAAAGGUAUCUCCAAGCGAAUGUAUAAUUUCGCAAUCAAGAACCAGACCCCCUUGACGGGCUUCAUAUCUGGACCUUACGGAGCACCACCGGCAUGGGAAGCGUUCGAGACAUUGAUCCUGAUCUCUGCAUCCACAGGAGCGUCAUUUACCUUGCCUAUCCUAGAGAGUCUUUUGACUGCUUCAACAACGAUCUGCACCCAAAGGAUUCUCUUCUUGCUUGUAGCGAGAGACAGGGCACAUAUCGAGUACUACGUCAACCGACUCACCAAAGCUCUUUCCCUGGCCGAAGCAAAGGGCAUUGAGCUCCAAGUUGAGGUUGCGAUCACCAAUGACGCAAAUUCUCUUCAUAGCAAGUCUAGCGGUGCAACAAAAGCUACCGAAGAGACAAUCGUGAAGGAAGAAGCAGUUGAGAAGAAAUCAGCAGAUCCGUUGGUCAUCGUCCAAUCCCGGUCUCCUUCCUCAAGAAACUCAUCACAAGCCUCUCAUCCGACAAAAGAGAAGGGAGGCUGCUGCUGUGCCAACCCAUCCGGAUUUCCCUCAUCAUGUUGCAAGGAUAGCACAUCAUCUCCAUCUCGUGAGAUAGUGUACUCAUACUCCCGACCUAGUAUCCCAGCUUUCAUCAGGAGACCAGUUGAAAUUACUGGAGGAGAGACGAGUGUAGCAGUGUGUGGAGGCAAGAGUUUGGUUGCGGAUGUGAGGAAUACUGUGGCGAGGUUGAGUGAUGAUAGGGCGGUGCAUAAAGGGACUGGGGCUCAGGGGAUACAUUUGCAUGUCGAGGAGUAUUGCUUUUAGUGUAACGAUUUAACGAAAUGAUUAUGAAACAAGACAUGCAUGUGUAACGUAUUGCUACUGCUGAAUCAAGUGUCAAUCAAGAACAAAAAGGUCUGUAACCGGGGAUUGGUCGGACACGACUUAGGGGUCGUUCCUUCCGUGUAGAGUUAUAACACUGAGGUCUGUAAGAUGAAUUGGACAAGAACUGGAGC